Messenger RNA from Microplitis mediator, 1859 nucleotides. RefSeq names its product mitochondrial inner membrane protein OXA1L (gene OXA1L). The transcript has 21 exons. Gene Ontology annotation, molecular function: membrane insertase activity. Gene Ontology annotation, biological process: mitochondrial respiratory chain complex IV assembly; protein insertion into mitochondrial inner membrane from matrix. The record is from RefSeq and is a predicted model, not a curated record. NCBI's taxonomy places the organism in Eukaryota, Metazoa, Arthropoda, Insecta, Hymenoptera, Braconidae. Gene Ontology annotation, cellular component: mitochondrial inner membrane. The coding region runs from base 125 to 1741 and encodes 538 amino acids.
UCACAAAAAAAAUUCCGCGUGAUUUUGUGACUUGAAAAUAAUUCACGCUGACUCCAAUGAAUGAUUUUAAAAAUUAAAACGAUAAAAAUUUAACAGAAAAAAAUUAUUUAUUUACAAAUAUAAAAUGUUGUCACGAGCUGCUGUGUGUAUUAAUAAUCGCGUGUUAUCAAAAACACAUGUAAUAUCACAGAAAUUUAUGAAUCGUUCAAUGCACGUGGCAUGCAGAAGUGUCACCUCAAAGUUACGAUUAAAUUUGUCAAGGAAAUCAACUCCGGCUAUUUGCUCAUCAUUUGUACGAGGAAUCAACACCGAUGGUGCGGAAGUAAAAAAUGUAACCGGGGAAUCUGUUAAUAAAAUAACUGAAAAUGUCACCCCAGCAACAGGACCAUUGGAAGCCAUUCCAGACGGUCUGAUAGAUUUAACACCAGCCAGCACAUAUGAUCCAGUGAAAACGAUAUUUGAUGCUGGCUCAGCUUACGAUAGGAUAGAAAUGAAUUUUCUUGAUACACCAGUUUCGCGCAAUUUAAGGAAUAUUGCAGAAAAAAAUUCAGUAGAAGUUCCUACAGCAGAAAGUUUGAUAGAAGAUAGUUCAGCAGUCAAUUUAGAGGAUGUAAUUUCAGUAAUAGAAAAUUUUACGGAUUCAACUCCAGUGGAGUCUUCAGCUAACGUGACUGAUAGUAUUCCUGUAAUAACUGAGACAGUGGAAACUACUCCAGCGAACAAUUUGAUUGAUGCAAUCCCAGAUGUACCUAUACCACCACCAGUGACCAUUGAAGAAAUAGUAUCUGUGACAAAUGCACUAGGAGAACCGACUUUAAAGUCCCUGGGACUCGCUGGUUGGUCGCCUAUUGGUAUUGUUCAACAAUUAUUAGAAGUGGUCCAUGUUUCGUGCGGAUUGCCAUGGUGGGCAACAAUUGCACUCGGAACGGUUUGUGUCAGGACUUUACUAUUUCCAUUAGUAGUAAUAUCACAAAGAAAUGCGGCGAAUUUACAUAAUACAUUACCUGGAUUACAAAAAAUACAAAAUAAAGUAACAGAGGCUAGAAAUGUUGGUGAUCAAUUACAAGCUGCACGUUAUUCGCAGGAGCUGAUGUAUUAUAUGAAAGAAAAUAAUUGCAAUCCUAUGAAAUCAAUGAUCGUUCCAUUGUGCCAAGCGCCGAUAUUUAUUUCAUUUUUCUUCGGAUUGAAACGGAUGACAAAUUUACCAGUGGACAGUAUGCGUGAAGGUGGACUCUGGUGGUUCACAGAUCUCACUGUUACUGAUCCUUAUUAUAUAUUACCAAUAAUGACAAGUGCUACACUAGCAGUUACAUUGAAGAUGGGUAUCGAUGGUCCAAAAUUGGAGAGUAUGGGAAUGGUGAAAUAUAUCGUACAAGCUAUUCCUCUUAUAAUUUUACCAUUCACUAUUAAUUUCCCAUCUGCAAUCGCUUGGUACUGGGUAACAACAAACGUAUAUUCACUAAUUCAAGUUUCUGUAUUAAAAGUUCCUAAAAUAAGAGAAAUAUGUAAAAUUCCCAAGCAAAUAGAACAUCCGCCCAGCGAAUUAGCACCAAAGAAAGCUUUCAAAGAAGGAUUCAAAGAGUCUUGGGGUAACAUGAAAACUGCACGUGAAAUGGCUGAUCGUCAACAUUUGGACACAAUUCAAUUUAAUAAAUUCGGCAGAGGACCUUUACCCAAAACAUAUUCAUAUAAUCCUGUCGAAGAUUCAAAAAAACGUGCAGUAGCUGCUGACAAAAGAUGAAUUUAUACUUUAAUUAAUUAUGUAAUAUAAAAAUAAUAAAAAAAAAGAAACAAAAAAUUUUUUUUAAUUUUUAUGUGUAAUAGUUUUAUUUAAUAAAAAUAUAAAUUAUGUUCUGUAA